CACUCUGUGCUGUCGUGAGACAAAAUUUCUUAUUUUUAUUCUCAUACAUAAAGUGCAGCUUUGUUUUUUCUUUGUUUCUUUGUUCAUUCCUAAAACUCGGCUAUUGUAAAAUGCAUUUUUUUCAGCAGUGGGACUAAUACAGAUAUUAUUUUUCUUAUACUUAUAUAAAUUAUUUUCAAACAAACCUCGAAGGUGGUUUCACUGAAAUUUAGGAAUAAGUCAGUUUUGUAAUAAUUUGUUUUUACCUAACAUGGAUUGAUGUAAACUCUCACAGAUUCGCCUGAGACGUUCAUAGAUCACUGAGAAGUAAACUCCUUAACCGCAGACUGUAGGCACAUGCUCCGCAGUAUGAAAGACUGGGUCGACGUCUGAGUUACAGUUUGGGGAUUUGAGGUUAUUCGAUUGUUUGAUGACUUCACACUGUGUUGCUGGAGGAUGUAACGGUCUGUGCUUGGCGCGUGGUGUCUUAUGUGAUGAAUACGUUGAGUGUAUUAUCUCACUUUGCGUCAGCAUGCAGAAACGUGAGGCAGCAUUUCCAACAAACCCCACCUACUGUACUGCCAUCAGCCAAGCGUGUCAAGAAGCGAAUCAGCCCGGAUACAGACACAGACGCAUCUCAGCCACUGAACGCUUCAUUGUAUGUUUCCAAAACACCACAGCGAGAGGAAAACCACAAAUAGUACGGAAGCUGCUCCAUUUGACGCCUUUCACCAACGUUAUCAUACGCAGACAUGUUUAUCUGUCACGGUCUUUAACUUGGCUUAAAAGUAAUCCGUCGUGCGUAAAACUUUUUCCCUGCGGACACAACGCGAAAGGAGCCGUGCGUCGCAGCAGAGGGUCCGCGAACCCGACGAAGGAACGUCCUGGCUGGGUCAGGAAACAAACAGCCCAUCCAUCACUCCAUCCCCCAUAUGCCAGGAGAUCCCAGCUUGGAGGAUGCGGGUGCGGACACUGUGAUUCGCACGUCGCCAAGGGGCCAGUCUGUAACACCGUGUCCCCGAGUUCAAGAGGGAGGAGAAAUGUCAGAAGAUGAGUCCCAUGUUAAUUUGGAAGCCAGCGAACUGUGGAGGCAGUUCCACAAAUACGGGACAGAAAUGGUCAUUACUAAAUCCGGAAGGCGCAUGUUUCCUCCGCUCAGAGCCAGGUGCACCGGGAUGAACACGAAGGCCAAAUACAUUGUCCUGAUGGACAUCGUGGCGGCGGAUGACUGCAGGUACAAGUUUCAUAACUCCCGCUGGUUGGUGGCGGGCAAAGCGGACCCGGAGAUGCCCAAACGCACGUACAUUCACCCAGACAGCCCUGCCACGGGUGAGCAGUGGAUGUCCAAAGUGGUGAACUUCCAUAAACUCAAACUGACCAACAACGUUUCAGACAAACAUGGAUUUACAAUCUUGAAUUCGAUGCAUAAAUACCAGCCAAGAUUUCAUAUAGUGAAGGCCAACGACCUCCUCAAGUUGCCGUUCAGCACCUUCAGGACGUUCGUCUUUUCUGAGACACAGUUCAUCGCUGUAACCGCUUAUCAGAAUGAGAAGAUCACUCAGUUGAAAAUAGACAACAACCCUUUCGCCAAAGGCUUCAGGGACACUGGCAAUGGAAGAAGAGAAAAAAGGAAACUGCAGCUUCCUACAGCAAAGUCUAAAGACGUGAAGCUGGAAGCUGUCAAAGAUGCAGAUGACACUGAGGGCAGAAAUGCAGAAGAUAAGCCUAAACUGCAAACAGCCACUAAUGCUCAGCCCAACAUCUCGGCUGCAGAGAGGACGGUACUGAGUGAGACGCCCAUCAUUACUAGAAGUGAAAUUUCCGAUUGCUGCAAGCCACAGGACCCACGCAACCAGAAACAGUUGUGUAGUUUUGAUUUCCCCCCGCAGUUAAACAGAAGUGCCUGGGUGCCGCAUCUCUUCUGCCCUGAUCACACCUCGUACAGGCAUAGCAGCGUGGACAUGGCUGUGCACAGACUGAGCCUGGCAGCAGGGCUUCCUGUCAGCCUUCAGCAGCAUUUAGCAGGACAGCAGGAUCUGCUGACUCUCUCGCACUUUGGAUGUUUCCUCCUUUACCCCUGCUGCAGCCUGAGCUCAGCACCAGCUCAGUACAUCUUCCCCCCAGCACACUUCAGAUCUUACCCCACCAUCCAUGGCGACAUCCCCUCCCAGCUCACAUUGUCAUGCCUUCCUACUGUGGAUGGUGCUGGAGGGAGACACACUCCUUGGACCCAGUGAGGAGUGGACACCUGAGCCCAGCUCCAGCCCUAAAAGACUGUCAUGGUUUGUUUAGGACACAGGCAUCUGCGUCUUGUUGCACCCAUGACAUCAGCUGACUAAUCACAGACGCUCAGUACAGAACAAUGGUCCACCCAUAAAGUCAAAUGUUACCAUGUUAUUAUCACUUGUGUCCAAUGAAUGAAAUGCAAUAGCCUAUUUUUUUUAAAUAUGUUUUAUUUGUUUGAUUGAUAGAAAAUUUAGGAUGCAUGCAUGCCAAACAACUUGUGUUGAGCUUCUGACAGAACUGUGACGAGGUGAUUUGAAUAAUAUUGACAUCAAAAAUGUGUUUGGUGUACUGCAGUAUAAUUAAUUAGUAUUUGAACCUGCACCUUAAUAAAAAUAUUUACUUACAAACAGGUUGCACCAUAUCAAGAUAGUUUUACUUCACUGGGGCCAAUAUACAUAGCUACGGUAUAUGUAUGUGGUAAUAAAACCACACACAGCAUUUAAUUUGAAUAAAGGUUUGUCAAAUCUUUUACUGAUUCAUGAUGAUUUUAGACUUUUUGUCUUAGCACCUUCAGUUUUCUGCCUCCAACAUUGUUCGAUGGUGGUGUUAUUGUUUCUGAGGUGAAACUACGCCGCGUGGUGGUGUUUUGAAUGAAUCGUCAUGUGACUAGGUUAAGGAAGCAAUAUAGCUGUCAUACUGUAUGAGACAUAAGUAGUAGGUCGGACGUGUCGUUACCGCCUCAUGUCAGCUACAGUAUUAGCUAAGGUGUUAGAAUACAGCAUACAAAGACAAAUGUUUAUUUGUUUAUUUUGCUUUGUUGCAAUUUUACAGAUUGAUGGUGUUCAACACUAAACACACCUAAACUGAACUUUCGCCUCCUGAGUGGUUACUGAAUUUCAUCAGUGUUUAACUUGCUGUAUAGGCUAUGCACACAUGCUUAGCUGAGGGCAAAAGAGUCAAAAGAUUUCCCACACAUCGAAUGCACUGCCUAGGUCCGAAGACACUGACUGCAGUGGAUAU
This is a messenger RNA of Betta splendens (Siamese fighting fish), 3225 nucleotides long. It is a transcript of the gene tbx3b, whose product is annotated as T-box transcription factor 3b. Gene Ontology annotation, biological process: positive regulation of DNA-templated transcription; cell fate specification; regulation of transcription by RNA polymerase II. NCBI's taxonomy places the organism in Eukaryota, Metazoa, Chordata, Actinopteri, Anabantiformes, Osphronemidae. Bases 912 to 2216 code for a protein of 434 amino acids. The record is from RefSeq and is a predicted model, not a curated record. Gene Ontology annotation, cellular component: nucleus. Gene Ontology annotation, molecular function: RNA polymerase II cis-regulatory region sequence-specific DNA binding; DNA-binding transcription factor activity, RNA polymerase II-specific. The transcript is spliced from 7 exons.